AUGUAUGAAACAAUGCAGCCUUGCUGUAAUCCUCCUGUUGCCAGAGCCUGGGAGGAUGCUGGACUUAUCUUGUCUACUACUAGCAACGAAGCCUGUAAGCUAUUUGAUGCUGCAUUGACCCAGUAUGCAACCUGGACCGAUAAUGAGAAUCUAGGAGGUAUAGAGGGAUGUCUCUCCAAGUUAAAAGCAGCAGAUCCAAAUUUUACAAUGGGGCAUGUCAUCGCUAAUGGUUUGGAGCUGAUUGGCACUGGAAGUUCAGUGCGGCUCAACAAAGAGCUGGACAAUGCAAUGAGAACAAUGAUGACACUCUCAAAAUCACAGCCACUGACUGAGCGGGAGAAGCUUCAUGUAUCAGCACUGGACAUGUUUGCAAGUGGCCAGCUUCCAAAAGCUUGUGACCUAUGGGAACAGAUUCUGCAGCGCCACCCAACUGACCUGCUAGCCCUCAAAUUUUCCCAGGACACUUAUUUCUACCUUGGAUAUCAUGUACAGAUGCGAGAUUCUGUUGCCCGGGUUUAUCCUUUCUGGACACCUGAUGUUCCUCUCAGCAGCUAUGUGAAGGGCUACUACGCUUUUGGACUGAUGGAAACAAACCUCUUUGAUCGUGCUGAAGAGCUUGCUUGUAAGGCCUUGGCUGUGAAUAAGACAGAUGCGUGGUCUGUUCAUACUAUAGCACACAUAAAUGAAAUGAAAGCAGAGGUGGAGAAAGGGUUAGCAUUUAUGAAAGAAACAGAAACCAACUGGAAGAACAGUAAUAUGCUUUCUGGCCAUAAUUACUGGCACUGGGCUUUAUAUUUUAUUGAAAAGGGUGAAUAUGAGGCUGCUUUGACAAUUUACGACAAUCAUAUUGCUCCCCGGUAUCUGUUGAGUGGAAGCAUGCUGGAUAUUGUAGAUAGCUGUUCUAUGCUGUACCGACUUCAUUUGGAAGGUGUAAAGCUUGGAAACAGGUGGGACAAUGUUCUGAAGCUUACAAAGAAGCACACCAAUGAUCACAUUCUCCUGUUUAACGAUGUACACAUCUUGAUGUCCUCGCUUGGAGCCAAAGACCACAAAACUACUGAUGAGCUUUUAACAACUCUUCAGGAACAUGCCAAAACACGUUGUGAAGAACAUGAGCUCUCCCUGGCUCCAAGUCUGGGGUUGCCACUAUGCCAGGCUUUUGUAGAGUUUGAAAAUGGAAAUUGUGACAAAGCUGUAGACCUGCUGUACCCAAUCCGUUACCAAUUAAUCCAAAUAGGAGGCAGUAAUGCUCAGAGAGAUAUUUUCAGUCAAUUAUUGAUCCAUGCUGCUUUAAAUUGUAAAUCACAAGCCAAACAAAACCUUGCUAAAUGCCUCCUGAGAGAACGUGAUGUGAUGAGACCAAAUUCACCAAUGACGGAGCGACUUAUUAGGAAGGCAGCAGCUGUACAUUCAAUGGCCUAGGUCUUUCCUCUGUGCUUCAGAUGAAAUGGCAAUGAGCUUACCAAUCAGCAUUUGGGUGGGGGGACUUGCUGCACUGUAAACCAUGCUAAAGCUUCAUGGUAGGUAAGAGCACCCUAGGUAGGUAAGAGCAAUUGGAGAUCUGACAAUGAUUUUUUUUAAAGUUACAGAACUAUUGGGUUUCAGGAGGUUAUAACUUAGCUUAUUCCAUAUAUGGGAAUAAGCUCACCUGCUGAUAAUGCACAGCUUUCUGAAGCAUCCUGGGAUACUGCUUUUCUGGUACUUUUUCUUGAAAACUCCCUUGUAGCCUGAUUAUGGAGAUGUGUGUAGGAAAUAUGGUAACAGUGCCUGGUUUUCAGUCAGAUAUUGGCCCAGAUUGCUACUUUGUUAAUUGAUAUAUUAAAUAAUCAAUAAUCUGUUCAGGUAAUUCAAAUAGACUUUUUAAGCAUAGCUAAUAGAAAGUAAGGAGCCAAAGCCAGUACAAGCAUAAACUGAAUUCCAUGCAAAGCUUCCAGUCAUCUGAGCAUGGGUCACAGACCCUCGCAUUACAGACCUGUCUGCAUUCAGGAGAUUCAUAUUUUUUUACGCUCCCUCCCAUAAAAUGUUAGGCUUUUUGCCUUAAACAAAGGGCCUUAGAGCUUUCUGAAAUUACUGUGUGAAUAAAACCAGACAUGAGGGACAAUGGCUGGCUGCUGCUUGGGAAUAUAUAAUGGGGGUAUUCCUUUGGCACUUUCAGAUCUUUCAGAAAAAAGAAAAAGGCUGGAUUUUUCUCCUUAAGCAGUGGUAUUUCUGAAUGCUAGUUUGGACUAGUGUUUUUGUGCUUAUUUCAGCUUUUGGAAAGUCAGGCCUUUCUGCAAUCCGAACAGCACCAAGUCACUACAUGUUAGCAAAGUAUACUUCAAAACCACUAUCAUAGCAUGCACUUUAUGGAACACUUGAGCUAUCUCAGUAUGGGUGAAGACUGGAAGGGAGCUCCCAUGAAGAGAGAGAGCUAACAGGAACUGACACAAAGCUUUGUCCUCAUGUAAGUGGGGUGAUAACAAGCUCUGGUGCUGCAAAGGGGAAGGGUAUGAGCCACUUACCUCUAUAGAGUUCUGAUGCCUGUGAAUUCCUGCAGUACAGCAAAGGUAACAGAUUGUCUUGCAAUAGUAAACCAAAAUCCCUAAUGAAGGGAAAGAAGAUAGCAUUCCAAACCAAAACUCAUCUUGUUUCUGAAUGGAAAUACCACUGUCUUCAGGUGCCUGAGCUCUGGCUUCUGUAUCACAUAUGCAGCCUCUCCUGGACAGACAUGCCUCUCCUUCCUUCCUGUCCAACUCAGGCUCUUGCCUGGGUCCCACAGCAGCCCCCUCUCAUGUAUAGCUUCUUCUGACCCUACAUUGCUCACACUGCACUGUGCUGCACUUGGAGUUCCUGCAUAGAGGCUUAAGACCCAAAAGUGUCUUGCCACCACCCUUCUGCCCCAGCCGUCUUUUGAGAAAGGAGUAGACAGCUUAUUUUUAAACCAAUGAUAACUUGUGAAGCCAGACAAGGGUACUUCAGUCCUUGCCUGUAGCCUUUUGAAUCCUGCAGGUAGUUGUAGUUCCCUGUUCUUCAGGUACAUCACUGCUCUGUGUAUCUAUCUGGCCAUGGCCAUGCUUUUGGCUCAGCGUGUGCUACAGUUACAGUAAUCUUUUUACUAUUGAUUUUUAACCAGUGCAUUUAUAACAAUGAUUUUAGACAAAUAACUUUUUACUCAAGGAAUGUAACAAGUCUCCUAGGGAACAAAAACCAGAGAAAACUGCUGGCUGUUUAUGAAGUAUGUAUUUGUGUAAGUGAUCCAUGCUACACAAAUGUAACAAUGACAUUUAUAGUAUUUUUGAUAUAAUGUGAUUUAAAACUUAGCCUGCUUUACAUCAAUAAAUUCAGAUAUGCUUAAUUCAGUGCAAGUAAAUGACUACUUUGCUUGUAGUGAGGAACUUUUUAGAUGUGUUGUUAAACUAUAGGUUUACAAACUUAACUCUUUUCAUGGGUAUAACUAGAAGCUUUUGCAUUCAAUUAGUACUUUACAUUUUGUUGUAGAUGAGCACUUCUGAUUUUCUGCCUUACCUUCCCCUUCUUACUUUUAUAUAAAAUAUUCUAGCUAUU
Molecule: messenger RNA, 3543 nt
Organism: Struthio camelus australis
Lineage: Eukaryota; Metazoa; Chordata; Aves; Struthioniformes; Struthionidae
Source: RefSeq, a predicted model, not a curated record